Messenger RNA from Paraglomus brasilianum, 298 nucleotides. The record is from the annotation of a GenBank genome assembly. NCBI's taxonomy places the organism in Eukaryota, Fungi, Glomeromycota, Glomeromycetes, Paraglomerales, Paraglomeraceae.
AUACGAAGAUAAUAAAGGUAAUGAAAAGUCAGUCACGCUGGACAUCUCUCAAGAGAUAAGCAAAAAGUUAGAAUUAAGUGUUGAGGAAGAAUUUUAUGUAGCAGAAGAAUUAUUAAAUCAGAAAGAGAUAGAAGGGGGUAUCACCCUUGAAAAUGAAGGUGACAUAUUUUUACAAAGACAUUUAAUUCAGGAAGAAACUAAUAAAGGAAAAAUUGCUGGAACUGCUGGCGGAGUUGGAGCGGGAGCCUUGGGUGGAGCUGCAUUAGGUGCUGGUGCAAUGGCUGCUCUUGCUCCAUGA